Messenger RNA from Paramormyrops kingsleyae, 2860 nucleotides. NCBI's taxonomy places the organism in Eukaryota, Metazoa, Chordata, Actinopteri, Osteoglossiformes, Mormyridae. The record is from RefSeq and is a predicted model, not a curated record.
AUAUCUGUACUGUAUAUUUAAACAUAUACACAGUACUGUACAAAAGUCUUAGACAGAAAAAAUGUUCAUGUUUUUCAGUAUAAUUUGCAUCGCAAUAUGACACAUUAAUGCCAUCAUCAGCAAAAAAAGCCAAGGAGUGGCCAUGAAACAAACGCUGGUCUUGCAUGGUGGACAAGACCUCCGAUUAUAUGCCCCCAUAAUGCACCGCGCCUCUGCUCAUAGAAAGCGAGGGGAAAAAAGCCCAGAGAGCCGGGCUGGCAGCCCUGUCUAUAUACCCAUAAUGCAUCGCGCCCUGUGCUCGUAGGAAGAGAAGGAAAAAUAAGCCCGAGCGCCUGUUCGCCUUCACUCGCAUCGUCGCUGGCCAUAUAUUCGAGCACCUUUGUGGUGCCGCUGAAUAGUCGAUGCCUAGAGUUUUAUGCGCCUCUGUCGGCCCUGUGGCUGGAUAAUUCAAAGCGGCCGCCCGCCAUUUCGCUGCUGAUGCACGGCGUCCCUCUAGGCUCCAGCGCAUUGGGGCGGCAGCACUGCCAUGAAUAGCGGGCUUCCAGCUUCCGCCGCCGCGCUUGGGGGGGCCGCCGUUCCCUGCGCCAAGGUGAAGCUCUGCCGCUACUACGCAAAAGACAAGACCUGCUUUUAUGGAGACGAUUGUCAGUUCCUGCACGAAGAGCCGUCCGCGGCCGGCCUGUCGGCGCACGGCGGCGCGAGCGUUCCGGCCCCUUUGGCCCUGAGUAGCGCUGCCGGGACCGCUGCCUACCCGCUAGGAGGAUCCGCCUCGGCCGCUGCGGGUACAAACGUACCCAAGAAGAACGACUCGGUGGGGGCUGGAGGCGCGCUUCUGGACGGACAGCUGCUGAGCCUCCCUGGGAUGGAUGGUGGAGCCCUGACUGAAUCCAGCCUGACUAACUCCUACUUCAGCAGCAGCUUUAUUGGAGUCAAUGGGUUUGGCAGUCCUGCAGAGCCCAAAUUCCCCAUGAUGCAGAGGAUGACCAGCAGCAGCAGCUCUCCAAGUCUCCUCAAUGACAGUAUGAAGAACUACAGCACACACGAUCCAGGUAAUUCCCCUGUAUCGACUCUCUUUGGGGACUUCGGUGCUCUGAGCCUGUCGCAAAGGAGAAAGGCUCCGAAUCCAGCCGCCAGCGAGUUCGUCCCCAAGACAGCCCCAGGCUCUUGCCUGGCCUCUGUGCCUCUUUCCGGUGCCCCCCCCUUCUCCUCCCCACUCUUUUCGCACUCAGGCAUGGGCAGCACUACUGCCUCCAGCCUAGCCCCAGGCAUGUCCCUGUCUGCUGGCUCCUCCCCGCUCCACUCGCCCAAAAUCACCCCCCACACCUCCCCAGCCCCCCGUCGUCGGAGCCACACACCCAGCCCUUACCCCGGGGCUGCCGGCUACACAGCCCUGGGAGACCUGGCGGCCACGGGAGCCGUGGGAGGUCAUGUGAUCCAGAAGGAGACAGUGGGUGGGACGACCUACUUUUACACGGACAGCACACCCUCCCCGAUGGCGGGGCUGGUGUUUCCUACCUUCCACAUCUAUCCCCCCACGCCCCCCCACGUGGCCUACAUGCAGCCCAAGGCCAAUGCCCCAUCCUUCUUCAUGGCUGAUGAGCUUCGCCAGGAGCUAAUCAACAGGCACCUGAUAACCAUGGCGCAAAUCGACCAGGCUGAGAACCUAGAUGUCCCGACUGAGGUUGAUAACUACCACAGCCUGUUUCCUCUGGAGCCCCUGCCUCCUCCCAACCGGCUGCAGAAAACCAGCAGCUUCAAUUACAUCACUUCCUGUUACAAAGCAGUUAACAGCAAAGAUGACCUGCCCUACUGCCUGAGGAGGAUUCACGGCUUCAGGCUGAUGAACACCAAGUGUAUGAUGCUGGUGGACAUGUGGAGGAAGAUUCAGCACUCAAACUUUGUCACGCUCAGAGAGGUCUUCACCACCAAGGCCUUCGGAGACCACUCCCUGGUCUUCUCCUACGACUUCCACGCUGGUGCAGAAACCAUGGCCGCCCGGCACUUUAACAACCCCACAGCCGACUGCUACUUCACCAAGAGGAAGUGGGCUGGCCAGCACGAACCUCCCCCGCCCCGGCAGCACGCCGGCUUGCUGCCCGAGUCACUCAUCUGGGCCUACAUUGUGCAGUUGAGCUCGGCACUGCGCACCAUUCACACUGCUGGCCUGGCCUGCAGACUCAUGGAGCCCAGCAAGAUCAUCAUCACCGGGAAGACCAGGUUGCGUGUGAACUGUGUUGGUGUCUUUGAUGUCUUAACGUUUGAUAGCAGCCAGUCAAACCCUUUGGCCCUGAUCCCACAGUACCAGGUAAAACCAUGUGGGUACCUGCAGUUUGUCUGUGCCCCCCGUGCGUGACGCCGUGCGGCCGUAUCUGUCUGUGCCCCCGUGCGUGACGCCGUGCGGCCGUAUCUGUCUGUGCCCCCGUGCGUGACGCCGUGCAGCCGUAUAUGUCUUUCCCCCCGUGCGUGAUGCCGUGAGGUCGCAUCAGUCUGUCCCCCCGUGCGUGACGCCGUGAGGCUGCAUCAGUCUGUCCCCCCGUGCGUGACGCCGUGAGGCUGCAUCAGUCUGUCCCCCCGUGCGUGACGCAGUGAGGCCGCAUCAGUCUGUCCCCCCGUGCGUGACGCCGUGCGGCCGCAUCUGUCUGUGCCUCCUUGUGUGACGCCGUGAGCAGAGUGCGAAUUACCCCUCCAUAAUUGGGGGGUACCGCCUUCAUAACACUGCUAUGACCAUUAUGGUCCGCUACCGUGUCAAUAUGAAUAGUCGCCACCAGGAUCAAUGUUAAGAGUGCAAGAUGCGCUAGGGGUGUUUACUAACGUGUGCAACACACGGUCAUGGUCUGGACAUGCAACACAAUGAGAAUCA